CGCCUUUUCCAUUUCCUCCCUCCCGACGCUUCCUUCUCUCGCCAGCGCAAGCCUUGACGGCGAAACAUUUCUUUUUUUCUUCUCCCAGACCCGCAGACUAUACUCCCGAGUUUCGAGUCUGCCCAGCGUGCGAAUUUUCCUGUCGCCGCCAACUCAAAACCUUGCUGUGCCGUUCUCGAGGCACCAACCCAAUACCUCCUACAAGCAAGACCCGAUUUCAUUUAGACAGGUUUUUACCUCAAAACAAUCAAAAUGGUCAAUUUCACGGUCGAUGAGAUCCACGGUCUCAUGAAGAAGCCGUCCAAUGUUCGUAACAUGAGUGUUAUUGCUCAUGUCGAUCACGGCAAAUCUACCCUGACGGACUCCCUUCUGGCCAAGGCUGGUAUCAUUUCCACCGGAAAGGCUGGCGAUGCCCGCGCUACCGAUACUCGUGCCGACGAGCAGGAGCGUGGUAUCACGAUCAAGUCGACUGCCAUCUCCCUGUACGCUACUCUUCCCGAAGGCGAGGAUCUCAAGGACAUCAAGGGCCAGGAGUCGGAUGGCACCGACUUCCUGAUUAACCUGAUCGACUCACCCGGUCACGUUGAUUUCUCUUCUGAGGUCACUGCUGCUCUCCGUGUUACUGACGGAGCCCUCGUUGUCGUCGACACCGUCGAGGGUGUGUGCGUGCAGACCGAGACUGUGCUCCGCCAGGCUCUCGGUGAGCGUAUCAAGCCUGUUGUUGUCAUCAACAAGGUCGACCGUGCUCUGCUCGAGCUGCAGGUCUCCAAGGAGGAUCUGUACCAGUCCUUCUCCCGUACCAUCGAGUCGGUCAACGUCGUCAUUUCCACCUACUUCGACAAGAGCCUCGGUGAUGUCCAGGUCUACCCUGACAAGGGCACCGUUGCUUUCGGUUCCGGUCUGCACGGCUGGGCCUUCACCAUCCGUCAGUUCGCCGUCCGUUACGCCAAGAAGUUCGGUGUCGACCGCAACAAGAUGAUGGAGCGUCUCUGGGGCGACAAUUACUUCAACCCCAAGACCAAGAAGUGGACCAAGAACGGUACCUACGAGGGCCAGCAGCUCGAGCGUGCCUUCAACCAGUUCAUCCUGGACCCCAUCUUCAAGAUCUUCUCUGCCGUCAUGAACUUCAAGAAGGACGAGGUCGCCACCCUCCUCGGCAAGCUCGAGCUCAAGCUGGCUCCCGAGGACCGUGACAAGGAGGGCAAGCAGCUGCUUAAGGCUGUCAUGCGGACUUUCCUGCCCGCUGCCGACUCUCUUCUGGAGAUGAUGAUCCUGCACCUGCCUUCCCCCAAGACCGCUCAGAAGUACCGUGCCGAGACCCUGUAUGAGGGUCCUCAGGACGACAAGAUCUUCGCCUCCAUCCGUGACUGUGAGUCUGACCCCGAGAAGGCGGACCUCAUGCUCUACGUGUCCAAGAUGGUGCCCACCUCCGAUAAGGGCCGUUUCUACGCCUUCGGCCGUGUCUUCUCCGGUACCGUCAAGUCUGGUGUCAAGGUCCGCAUUCAGGGCCCCAACUACGUCCCUGGCAAGAAGGAGGACCUCCACGAGAAGGCUAUCCAGCGUGUCGUCCUCAUGAUGGGUGGCAAGGUUGAGGCCAUCGACGACAUCCCCGCCGGUAACAUUGUUGGUCUGGUCGGUAUUGACCAGUUCCUGCUCAAGUCGGGUACCAUCACCACCGAUAAGGCGGCCCACAACCUCAAGGUUAUGAAGUUCUCCGUCUCGCCCGUCGUGCAGCGCUCCGUCCAGGUUAAGAACGCCCAAGAUCUUCCCAAGCUGGUUGAGGGUCUCAAGCGUCUCUCCAAGUCUGACCCUUGUGUCCUGACUACCACCUCCCCCUCUGGUGAGCACAUCGUUGCUGGUGCUGGUGAGCUCCACCUGGAGAUUUGCCUGAACGACCUGGAGCACGACCACGCUGGUGUUCCUCUCAUCAUCUCCGACCCUGUCGUCCAGUACCGUGAGACCGUUGGUGCCAAGUCCAGCAUGACUGCGCUCUCCAAGUCCCCCAACAAGCACAACCGUCUGUACAUGGUUGCCGAGCCUCUGGAUGAGGAGCUCUCCCUGGCCAUUGAGAAUGGCAAGGUCACCCCCCGUGACGAUUUCAAGGCCCGUGCCCGUGUCCUCGCUGAUGACUUCGGCUGGGAUGUCACCGAUGCCCGAAAGAUCUGGACCUUCGGCCCCGACACCACCGGUGCCAACCUGCUCGUCGACCAGACAAAGGCCGUCCAGUACCUCAACGAAAUCAAGGACUCUGUUGUCUCUGGUUUCCAGUGGGCUACCCGUGAGGGUCCUGUCGCUGAGGAGCCCAUGCGUUCCGUGCGCUGGAACAUCCUCGAUGUGACCCUGCACGCCGAUGCUAUCCACCGUGGCGGUGGUCAGCUCAUCCCCACUGCCCGCCGUGUCCUGUACGCGGCUGCCCUGCUUGCCGAGCCGGCUCUCCAGGAGCCUGUGUUCCUGUGCGAGAUCCAGGUGCCCGAGCAGGCUAUGGGCGGUGUCUACGGUGUCCUCACUCGGAGACGUGGUCACGUCUUCGGCGAGGAGCAGCGCCCCGGUACUCCUCUGUUCACCAUCAAGUCCUACCUGCCCGUCAUGGAGUCUUUCGGCUUCAACGGCGAUCUGCGUGCCGCCACCUCUGGCCAGGCCUUCCCCCAGUCCGUGUUCGACCACUGGCAGCUGCUGCCCGGUGGCUCGCCCCUCGACCCUACUUCCAAGGUCGGUACGCUUGUGCAGGAGAUGCGUAAGCGCAAGGCUAUCAAGGUUGAGGUGCCCGGUGUUGAGAACUAUUACGACAAGCUGUAAACGCCUCUCAUCGAUGCUCAUAGACCUUUCCCGCCGCCUUACAUGGCGCAUUUCAUAGAAUGUGUUUUCUUCGGCAAGCAUCUUGCUCGCUUACCCAAAAGCCGGAAAAGCAAUCUACGAUAUCAAAACGACGAGAAAUUGGGGAUGUGAAGAGCGAGUGGAUGUCGAGAAAACAAGCACCGGGAUACACCACGAAUGUCCAACUUUACACGCUUGUAGUCACACUGGGGAAUUUAAUUUGAUUUUGUUCAACAAAAAUG
Molecule: messenger RNA, 3056 nt
Organism: Cryphonectria parasitica EP155
Lineage: Eukaryota; Fungi; Ascomycota; Sordariomycetes; Diaporthales; Cryphonectriaceae
Gene: COT-3
Product: translation elongation factor activity/hyphal growth
Exons: 6
Coding region: 253-2796 (847 amino acids)
Biological process (GO): translational elongation
Cellular component (GO): cytosol; ribonucleoprotein complex
Molecular function (GO): ribosome binding; GTPase activity; GTP binding
Source: RefSeq, a predicted model, not a curated record